CUUUCUUGGUUUUAGGAAAGAUAUGUAGCAAGCUUGAUGCCUUUGCAGAAAAGUAUUUCUCCAUGGAAGAGUCCACCUCAAUUAAGACAGUUCCUUCCAGAAGAAUUUAUGAAAACACUAGAGAAAACAGGACCUCAGCUAACCUCUAGAAUAAAAGGCGAUUGGAUUGGACUUUACCGGCAUUUUCUAAAGUCUCCAAAUUUUGAUGGCUGGUUCAAGACUCGGCGGAAGGAAAUGACCCAAAAAUUGGAGGCACUGCAUCUAGAAGCGCUUUGUAACGAGGACUUACUUCUCUGGAUCCAGAAACACACAGAGGUAGAAACUGUAGACCUUGUAUUGAAGCUGAAAAAUAAGUUGUUACAGGCCGAUCGAGAGCGUCUACCUGUGAAAGCUGACACUAUGGAAAAGUUACGGACACACAUAGAUGCAAUUAUCUUAGCAUUGCCAGAGGACCUGCAAGGCAUACUGCUCAAAACAGGCAUGACAUGAUACUUGCCAGAAUUUUCCAGCCAAAAAGGAUCAUGCACCACGAGCUUACUGACAUCACAGCCAGACACACAGAAGAUAUCUCUUGAUGGUAGUGGAGUGGAAAAUAGCAGUGAAUGCUAGAUACAGGGUGGAAAGACUGUAUUGUAUAACCAGACCUUUUUAGUGCAUUAUUUUUAAAAAUGGAUAUCUGUGGUGGUUCCACUUUCAUACUGAAACACCGAAAGGCAUUUCUAUAUUUUUAAUCAUGUUUUCUAAAGUGCUCUUAUGAGAGACCUGUGGGGCCAUCAGUAUACAUGAUUCCAAACUGCAGUGCUGGCAUUGCAGAUAUUUUUUUAAAUUGGUGCUGCUUUGCCCAAUCAUGUUAAAACUCAGGGUACUGGAUAUAAAAAUAACUUUCACACUGGCUGUCUUCUUAUGAAGGAAGAGACUGAACUGUCCAACUAUAGAUGCUUAUGCAGUGCCUUCUGUUGUCCUGUAUGUUUCACAAAGUCCAACUGCUAGUCUUGAAGCUUUUUUGUAGCUUGAUUAUGAUAUGUGAUUUUACAAGGCGUUCUAUAAUCAUUGCUUAAAAAUGUUUCCUGCUGCCUACUGUGUUUAUUAAUGGGUAUGGUGUUUUUUAGAUUUUUUUGUAAUUUAUUGUCAUACAGAUUUUCAUUUCAUUUUCUUUACCAUUUUCAAUAUUUAAUCUUGUCAGUUUCUCUAAUGACAAGGCAUCUAGUAUUAAUUAUGGAAGUGUUUAUUUUCUCUCAGCCUUUACUAACUGAAGCUGUUUAAUUAGCUUGGAUGUUUUUCAAAGGCGCUCUAAUUAUAAACCUCAUAAUCAGCUGUUUUUUAAUAUGAACUAUUCUGAUUUCAAAGGCAUUCAUAAGCCUUUUAUGUGGCAGGUAUAUGAGUGAUUAUAAGAUUGAUUUCCACCAUUAUUUUUGAGGUCAUUUUUUCCAGAACACUUUCCCUGCUGUUUGUUGUUUAAUGUGGCAACUUUUGCCUGAAUCACUGUUAUACCCAGUUUUUGUUGUUGUUUUGAGUGUUUCUGUUUUGUUUAAACUAUACUACCUUGCCAAAAAUAGAAGGAUGUGAUUUAGUAAAGUUGUUUGGUUUGUGUUGAAUAGGACUGUUCCACAGAAGCCACUAUUUAAAAGUUCCACCUGACAGCACAUAUGUAAAUAGCUGUAUCUUGAAUUACUCUCUGAAUAACCAAAUUUAGUUGUAUUUGUAAAAGAAAUGGCUUCAGAAGCUAUCUCUUGUUCUUAUUAUAUCUUGAUGUAACUCUGAAGGGCAUUUCCUACUCAAGAAACGUUCUUGUGUUUGCAACUGUGUUCUUAUACCCAAAUGUGCUCUUUUCUCAUGGAUACAGUCUCUUGAAGCAUACCUCAAAGUCACAGAAAGAAAAUGGCAUUUGGAAGAUAUCAUUUGCCUUGAUCAUAUGAGUUAUUUUGUGAAACAGUUGACCUGUCAGGAAAGGGACAACUACUUUUAUAUGCGAAAGUAUUUCAUAACUUUCUAGGAAACCUUAUUUAGGUAUAAAUAAUCAUCUUAUUAUUUUCCAGAAAGGUGUAUUUUAAUAAUCUUACAAUUUAUAUACAGUUUGUGACCAGAAUUUGAAAGUCAUUAGUGUCAUAUCAAGGAUCUUUUAAAUUAUACCACUACAGGAUGUAUCAUUUCAAGUUUAUUUUGCACAGCUAAAGAGUAGCAAAAGAUGCCAGUUAGCAUGAUAAUGGUGUCUUUGUAUUUACUGUAUUUAACUAAAUCCUAACACAUGUUGAAAACCAUAUCUUACUUACCCAGUUUAUCUCUUAAUUUCAAAUUAUGUACUCGUAAAAAUAACUUAAAGUCAUAUUGGGAACCUGAGAAAGACCGACUGGUGAUUUAAUGUUUUGGUAUGAUUUUUUUUUUCUUAAAAAGUCUUUCUUAAUAUUGAAACCCUGCCAUUUAAAGUUUUAUCUCCACCAGCACAGAAGGAAUCACUGUUUUAAGAGUGUUGUGUAAUGCCUAGUGCCUUCUAUUUACAGUGGGAAGAAUUUGUGAAGGCAUUUAUGGUCAUUACUGAGAAAUGAAUUAAAGGCCUUGGAUUUUAAAGCA
Messenger RNA from Tupaia belangeri chinensis (Chinese tree shrew), 2568 nucleotides. Its product is annotated as protein DENND6A. Gene Ontology annotation, cellular component: recycling endosome. The record is from RefSeq and is a predicted model, not a curated record. The coding region runs from base 37 to 489 and encodes 150 amino acids. Lineage: Eukaryota; Metazoa; Chordata; Mammalia; Scandentia; Tupaiidae. Gene Ontology annotation, molecular function: guanyl-nucleotide exchange factor activity. The transcript is spliced from 5 exons.